Messenger RNA from Fusarium keratoplasticum, 1647 nucleotides. RefSeq lists its product as uncharacterized. Gene Ontology annotation, cellular component: membrane. The record is from RefSeq and is a predicted model, not a curated record. The transcript is spliced from 3 exons. Gene Ontology annotation, molecular function: carbohydrate:proton symporter activity. NCBI's taxonomy places the organism in Eukaryota, Fungi, Ascomycota, Sordariomycetes, Hypocreales, Nectriaceae. The coding region runs from base 1 to 1647 and encodes 548 amino acids. Gene Ontology annotation, biological process: carbohydrate transport; transmembrane transport.
AUGUUUAAGAAAUACUUUGGCCUCAAGGGCCAGGUCCUCAACUAUGCUAUUAGCACUAUUGCAGGAUGUGAUUUCCUGCUCUUUGGUUACGACCAAGGUGUCAUGGGUGGUAUCUUGACCAUGCAGCCCUUCUUGGAGCAGUUCCCCGACAUCAACAAGGAUGAAGAGGGCAUUUCCAGUGCUCUGGCCAAGAACCGUUCCAACUACCAGGGCAUUGCCGUGUCCUCAUACAACCUCGGCUGCUUCAUCGGCGCCAUCAUCACCAUCUUCAUCGGCAACUGGCUCGGCCGCAGAAAGAUGAUCAUGCUUGGCACCAGCAUCAUGGUCGUCGGAGCCGCCCUUCAGGCCUCGGCCUUUUCUCUUGACCACUUCAUCAUCGGACGAAUCAUCACCGGCCUCGGAAACGGAGGCAACACCUCGACCGUGCCCAUGUGGCAAUCCGAGACGUGCUCUGCUCACAAGCGAGGCAAGCUUGUCAUGAUCGAGGGCGCCCUCAUCACACUCGGCAUUAUGAUCUCGUACUGGGUCGACUACGGCAUGUACUUUGCCUCUGACACUUCUGCGUGCUGGCGUUUCCCCCUGGCGUUCCAGAUCGCCUUCUGCCUCUUCAUCAUGGCUUUCGUCAUGAACCUGCCCGAGUCCCCACGAUGGCUCAUGCUCAAGGGCCGCGACGAGGAAGCGCGAGACGUCAUUGCUGCCAUUGCCGACAGAGAGCUCCAUGACAAGUACGUCGAGAACGAGUUCAAGGCUAUCAAGGAGACCACCAUGGAGAUGAGCAAGGGUUCAUUCUCGGAUCUGUUCCAGCGCAACCACAACCGCAACCUCCACCGAACAAUUAUUGCAUAUGUGAACCAGAUGUUCCAGCAGAUCAGCGGUAUCAACUUGAUCACAUACUACGCCGCCACCAUCUAUGCGGACCUUGGAAUGAAGGGUCACAUGCCCCUUCUCCUGGCUGCACUGAACGGUACCGAGUACUUCAUCGCCUCCCUGCCGGCCAUCUGGCUGGUCGAGCGUGUCGGUCGUCGCAAGCUUAUGCUUUUCGGCGCCGCCGGGCAAGCCAUCACCAUGGCCAUCCUCGCCGGUGUCGGCUCGAGUGACGCCAGGGGCUGCCAGAUCGCAGGCAUCGUGUUCCUCUUCGUCUUCAACUCGUUCUUCGCCGUUGGCUGGCUCGGCAUGACCUGGCUAUACCCCGCCGAGAUCACUCCUCUCCGAAUCCGCGCCCCUGCCAACGCACUCUCCACCAGCUCUAACUGGAUCUUUAACUGGCUGGUCGUCAUGAUUACCCCCCCUGCGUUCCAGAACAUCAAGUCCAACACAUACAUCAUCUUUGCCGUCAUCAACGCCAUCAUGUUCCCUUCGGUCUACUUCUUCUUCCCCGAGACGGCCUACCGAUCCCUCGAAGAGAUGGAUACCAUCUUCCAGAAGGUCAAGGGCCUCAGGGGUGCCCUGGAUGUGGUGCACCAGGCCAAGAUCGAGCCUCGGCGGUACGACAACAAUGGAAACCUGCUCAUCGCUGUUGAGGAGGUGGAGGAGAAGGGUCACACGGAGCACCGAAGUGGCAGUUCCAGCGGCGCUAGCAACAACGGCCCUGCCAAUGCCACCAUGUUUACCUCGACGGACGAGGAGAACCAGCGCCAGGAGAAGUAA